Molecule: messenger RNA, 2560 nt
Organism: Linum trigynum
Lineage: Eukaryota; Viridiplantae; Streptophyta; Magnoliopsida; Malpighiales; Linaceae
Source: the annotation of a GenBank genome assembly
GGGCGAUUGAUUCCCUAUGGAAGUAUUGUUUGGACUCUCAGUUCCAAUUGGUUUUUGCCACUUCCCAUUCGUUCCCUUAAGGCUUCAAUUGCCCCUGCCUCAGAAUAGUAGUUUCCGAACGCUUCUUGUCUCCAGCGGUGUGGUCGCCGACGUUAACGGGAGUGAUUCCUGCAAAAUAGAUUGAAAAAUGAGCGGGAUCAUUCCGAUUCUGAAGAAGCCUAAAGUCGAGCAAAGCGAGGAUGUAAGCGGCGGCGGCGGAGGCAGAGGAGAAGUAGAUGACGAAGAAACCACGGUUGAGGAGCAAGAAUCCGCGUUUGUGGCGCUUAUCGAACAUCGUACUCGCGAAGUUGAACAUCUGAGGAAGCGUAUCGACUACUAUACCUCUCAGCUUGGAGAGGCAGAACAGAAUCUGGAAAAGACAAAAACACAAUUGGCUCGCCUUAGGAGAGAUUCCAGACCCCACAAGACUUCUCUGGAGAAUGGGGGAAAGAUUGUGAAGGUGGAGAGCAGCUCAACUAGCUCUGUUCGAGUUAAUGAAAGUUCUUCAAGGAAUCAAACUCGGUCUAGAACUGAACUUGUUAUCCCGGCUGCGAAUUCCAAGGUUGCCCAGUAUUUAAAAUUAGGGGGUUCUGGCACGAGGGAUUCCAUUCGUUCAAGUGCUCAAACAAGCUCUUCUACCCAGUAUGAUAUUAUUAGGAAAGUAAAUGCAGAGAAGCCGGACCAGAGUCCUUCUGAUGAUGAAGUUGUUGAAAAUCAGGAUAAAGGAAGAAAGAGGAAACUUGAGCAGAGAGACCACAAGGAAUUGAUUCCAAUGGUAUGCAGAAGCUCUUCACCGUAUACCAUUUAUUGCCAUGCCAACAAUCACAUCUGUAGUCAGCACAAGAGAAAGUUGAGAAAUCUUGCACUGUGUCCGGUGAAUGAUCAACUGUUUGUUACCAGUGCUUUGGAUGGAUUGGUCAAUUUAUGGAAGCUGCAGGGUCAUGGGUCUAGUGCCUCUCUUCUUAGUUCCACUGAGUGCAUUUCUCCAAAAAACAGGCGGUGGGCUGAAGAUAUAGCCUGGCACCCAUUGGGGAACAGCUUGGUUGCGACUUACACUGCUGAUAAAGGGGACUCUCAGAUAGCAGUCAUUCAUUUGAAUAAGACACAUGAGAAAAGCAAAGUAACGUUUCUACAAGACAAGCCUCAUAUUAAGGGUAUUGUUAAUGGAAUAAUGUUUAUGCCUUGGGGAGAUUCAUGUUUUGUCACCGGUGGCAGUGAUCAUGCUGUCAUAGUCUGGAAUGAGGAAGCUGAAAACUCGUGGAAGCCAAAGAAUUUGCACAGGGAUUUGCAUUCUUCUGCCGUUAUGGGGAUUGCUGGCAUGCAACAAAAGCAGAUCGUGCUCUCGGCUGGUGCAGACAAGAGAAUCAUUGGUUUUGAUGUCCAAGGAGGGCGAGUGGAGUUCAAGAAUCAAGUGGAUAGCAAAUGCAUGAGUGUUUUGCCUAAUCCAUGUGACUUCAAUCUCUACAUGGUUCAAACAGGGACUCCUGAGAAGCAGCUGAGACUGUUUGACGUCCGAUUGAGACAAACUGAAAUCCACACAUUCGGGUUUAAGCAAGAAAGCAGUGAUUCACAGUCAGCACUGAUCAAUCAAGGCUGGUCUUCUGAUGGUUGGUACCUGUCGUCCGGCUCGGUGGAUCCUGUGAUCCACAUCUUUGAUAUCAGGUACAACGGUCACAAGCCAUCACAAUCCAUAAGAGCUCACCAAAAACGUGUCUUCAAAGCUGAGUUUCACUACUCUCGACCUCUUCUGAUCUCCAUAUCUUCUGAUCUCCAAAUUGGGCUGCACAAGAUUUAGUCGAGGUUCUGGGUUUGCUUCAGAUGUUCUUCCCUUCCCCCCUGGUCUAAACGCUGUCUCCUGCGGCAGCCUUGUUGAGUGAACGUUUAGGAAACUGCUAACAAGUGAAAAGCUGCUUAGAGGAUGGUGUGGCAGAAGACUAGGAUGGUUUAGGAAACUGCUAACAAGUGCACUGCGAGUUGACGUGGGUCUAGGUUGGGAGUCGUAAUUUGCUGCCGGUGUUCUCACUAUUUGCCAUUUUGAUAUUUUCUGAAAAAUGAGAAAAAAUUCUACUUUUAAUAGUCAAUUGAAAAUUAUGUUUGUUUCAUAUGAAGGCUACAUCUUUUCGCCACUUGUAUUGUCUUACUGUGCUGGACUUUACUGAAAAUUAGUUCCUAGUUAUUUUUAGGGGAGUACUGGAAUUGUGGAAGGGGAUGGGAUGGCACAGAUAUAUUCGGAAAAAGAUACAGCGAAAAAGAAUGUUUCAAUCUCCGAUCUCAGGCUACCGCGCUGGUAUAUGCGCCUGUGCAAUCCUUUCCUCUUCCUUUCCUUUAAGACGGCGAGUGAUGAUUGUUCGAGCCUCUGUGGCGGCAACCUCCCAAAACUUAGGAGCUGCUUUGGGAUCAACUAAAUCUAAAGAACCCACUAAGCUAUUGGGAUAGGAUAUCAGAAGCUAAUUGCCUAUGUUACAUCUAGGUAUCCAUUCGGGUUUGGUUUUUCGGUUUUAACUAAAACUGAUCCGAUUAG